AUGCACAAGAACUCGUCCGACCAGAAGUUCACCAUCGAUCUUUCGCCGGCGCGGAACUCUCGUAUCCCCUCUAUUCUCACCUCUCUCGGUGUGCUCGCUAGCGCUGAUCUGGGUACUGCACACAUGAGCCGCACUAUGAACUUUCGACUGUGCGACUACAACCCUGUCACCGCGGCUCCGGACUGCAGCAGCGGUGUCAUCUUCCAGGAUGGCACUCCCGGUCUGGAAUUCGAGGAUGCGGAUGCCCCGGGCACCUGGGUCCCUAUCCCGGGCGAUGCCACUGUCAUUCUGACGGGCUGGUGCGCCGUGGUUCUGAGUGGAGGUCGUAUUCGCGCCGCCAGACAUCGUGUCAGAAGGACCCCUGGCGUGCGCCGGCUGAGCGCGGUGCUGUUUGUGGCGCUCGAUCUCGAUCUCAAGUUGCGGCCCUUGGGCGGGGUUCAGCUGGCUCGACCCUUCUCUGAGGCCAUCAUGCGCGGUAGCAUGGAUGUCGAGCAGUUCAAAGAGGUUAUGGGGGCCCGGUGGCGCUACAGGGAAGGAAAUGAGGAGAUAGCUGAUGGCGAUGCAGUCACCCAGGACAGCGAGAUUGAAAAGCUUGUUUGGAGUUAA
Messenger RNA from Penicillium alfredii, 606 nucleotides. RefSeq names its product 2OG-Fe(II) oxygenase family protein. Bases 1 to 606 code for a protein of 201 amino acids. Lineage: Eukaryota; Fungi; Ascomycota; Eurotiomycetes; Eurotiales; Aspergillaceae. The transcript is spliced from 2 exons. The record is from RefSeq and is a predicted model, not a curated record.